Messenger RNA from Panonychus citri (citrus red mite), 1389 nucleotides. RefSeq lists its product as uncharacterized. Lineage: Eukaryota; Metazoa; Arthropoda; Arachnida; Trombidiformes; Tetranychidae. The coding region runs from base 79 to 1353 and encodes 424 amino acids. The record is from RefSeq and is a predicted model, not a curated record. The transcript has a single exon.
UUCACGCAGUCAAUGAUAAGCAAACUAAGAUAACUUUUGAUAUCUAAGCAUUUUUUCAUCUUAUCUGAUGACCAAAAAAUGAUACUAAUUGUUGAUCAACCACGUGUUCAUUUUAUAAAUGAAUUUGUGUCUAUUUUCUUAAAAAUUAUGAUUGAUUCAACCGAGUCUUUGAAUAUUCUUGAUCUUGGUGUCGAACAAGAUUUUGACAAUGUGCUUAUUAAAACUAUCGAGUUGUUAAAUCUUUGUUUAUCAUGUGUAGCAAUGAGUGCUGAUUCAAUAUUCAAUAACAAAAUGAAAAAUUUGGAUAGAGUUGACUCAAUUCCCAGAGAUAUUCACAGAACCAGGAUGGAGCUUUAUCUUACAAUGGCAUCAGAGAAUGAUUAUGAAAUCAAAUUUUCCGAAAUUUUCAGAUUGAAUCAUAAACAAUUUGACUGGCUUAUUUCCAAGUGUUCUAAUCUUGAGAGGAGUAAAUGGCCAAUUCGUUAUAAAGUCAUUAUUUAUUUAGAAUGGAUAAGCUCUAAAGCAACGAUUCGACAAUUAGAAAGACUAUUCGAUGUUCCAAAAUCAACUGUUCAGGACUCAUUGGACUUUGUUUUAUCACAAAUUCUUUCCAUUCGUGAUCAAUUGAUUUCUUUACCGAAGGUGAAUGAAUGUUUUGUGAUAGCGAAUGGAUUCUCGAGAAGACACAAAAGAAAAAAUUUCCAUCAUAACAUUGUCGGUGCGGUUGAUGGAACAUUGAUUGAGAUCAUGGUACCGACUGAAAGAGUGGAAAAUUAUUUCGAUCGUCAUUCUCGAACUUCAAUGAAUCUAACUAUUGUAUCUGAUCAUCGAAACCUUAUUCGAUAUGCAAUCACAGGAAUUUCUGGUGCUCGCCAUGAUGCUAAUGUUUUAAAAGAUUCUAUGCUCUACCAGAAAAGUUUAUAUCCACCUCCAGGAUUUAUUAUUCUUGGUGAUUCAGCUUAUCCAAAUUCUUUCUCCCCAAUUCCAAUCAUUUCUCCUUAUCGUAAUGAAACUGAAUCCAUGAUUGCUGUUCACAAAGAAAAAUAUAAUGAGGCCCACUCAUCCGCGAGAAAUGUUGUUGAGUGUACUUUCGGUGACUUGAAAUCAAAGUGGCGACGACUAAGAGAUAGUAAGUUGAUUGUAAAAUUGGAAAAAGCAGCUGAUGUUAUAAUUAGUUCUGUAAUUCUGAAUAAUCUCACCUUGAUUGAUUUGGAUCAGAUAAACUCAGUCUCGACACAAGAAAAUUCUGAACUAACUGAUGAUGAGUAUGAGAACGAUUUACCUGAACCAAAAACCUUUCAAUUCAAUAAUGCAAAUGAUUACAGAGAUUUGAUUUGUAAUAAACUUAUAUAAUUUAUCAAAAAGAAAAAGUUGUUUAGAAUUAAUUAU